GGGCCGCCAGCUCUUCAAGGCCCACGUCCGCCUUCGCUCCGCCUCCCCUCCCCUUCUCUCCUUCUCCCCUGCGCUCCCUGUCCGCUGGAUUCAGAGACAAUGCUACUUCAGUUUGGAGCACAAACAUAUGAUCAGCACAUGGAAAUGUGGUAAUUUGGAUGCAUUCGAGAUUGCAGCAGAUUGAAGAAAUUAGACCAGACAAAGAGUGUUUUUGGAGGAGGAGGAGGAGGAGGAGGAGGCAGAAAGGGGGAGGGCGGCGGGGUGAGAAAGGGGAGGACGCCUCUGAAAAGGGGGACACGGACUCCGCCUGCUGCUAAAUAUAUCGUAGUGAUGGAGAGAGACCGGAUCUCAGCCUUGAAGAGAUCUUUUGAGGUCGAGGAGGUCGAUACGCCCAACUCCACCCCACCCCGGAGGGUCCAGACUCCCCUGCUCCGGGCCACUGUGGCCAGCUCCACCCAGAAAUUCCAGGACCUGGGUGUGAAGAACUCAGAGCCCGCUGCCCGCCAUGUGGACUCCCUAAGCCAGCGAUCCCCCAAGGCCGCCCUGCGGAGGGUCGAGCUCUCAGGGCCCAAGGGCGAGCCCGUGUCUCGGCGCACCGAGCUCUCCAUUGACAUCUCGUCCAAGCAGGUGGAGAACGCUGGCGCCGCCGGGCCAUCGCGGUUUGGGCUCAAGCGGGCCGAGGUGCUGGGCCACAAGACGCCAGAGCCCACCCCUCGGAGGACGGAGAUCACCAUAGUCAAGCCCCCGGAGGCAGUCCACCGGAGGAUGGAGACCCCCGCCUCCAAGGUCCCCGAGGUGCCCGCCGCCCCCACCGCCGACACCGUCUCCAAGAGGGUUGAGAUCCAGGUGCCCAAGCCAGCCGAGGCGCCUGCCUCCCCCAGCCCGGCCCAGACCCUGGAGAAUUCAGAACCCACCCCAAUGUCUCAGCUGCAGAACAGGCUGGAGCCCAAGCCCCAGCCCCCCUUGGCUGAGGCCCCACCCAGGAGCCAGGAGGCCACUGAGGCAGCUCCCAGCUGCGUUGGCGACAUGGCCGACACCCCCAGAGAUGCCGGGCUCAAGCAGGCGCCCGCACCGCGGAACGAGAAGGCCCCCGCGGACUUGGGCUACGUGGGGAUCGACUCCAUCCUGGAGCAGAUGCGAAGGAAGGCCAUGAAGCAGGGCUUUGAGUUCAACAUCAUGGUGGUCGGGCAGAGUGGCCUGGGGAAGUCCACCUUGAUCAACACCCUCUUCAAAUCCAAAAUCAGCCGGAAGUCAGUGCAGCAGCCGACCUCGGAGGAGCGCAUUCCCAAGACCAUUGAGAUCAAGUCCAUCACACACGAUAUCGAGGAGAAAGGUGUGCGUAUGAAGCUGACGGUCAUCGACACGCCGGGCUUCGGGGACCACAUCAACAAUGAGAACUGCUGGCAGCCCAUCAUGAAGUUCAUCAACGACCAGUACGAGAAGUACCUGCAGGAGGAGGUCAACAUCAACCGGAAGAAGCGCAUCCCCGACACACGUGUCCACUGCUGCCUGUACUUCAUCCCGGCCACCGGCCACUCCCUCAGGCCCCUGGACAUCGAGUUCAUGAAGCGCCUAAGCAAGGUGGUCAACAUCGUUCCGGUCAUCGCCAAGGCCGACACGCUGACCCUGGAGGAGAGGGUCUACUUCAAACAGCGGAUCACCGCAGAUCUGCUGUCCAACGGCAUCGACGUGUACCCACAAAAGGAGUUUGAUGAGGACGCAGAGGACCGGCUGGUGAACGAGAAGUUCCGAGAGAUGAUCCCGUUCGCCGUGGUGGGCAGUGACCAUGAGUACCAAGUGAACGGGAAGCGGAUCCUCGGAAGGAAAACCAAAUGGGGCACCAUCGAAGUUGAGAACACCACACACUGUGAGUUUGCUUACCUGCGGGACCUCCUCAUCAGGACGCACAUGCAGAACAUCAAGGACAUCACCAGCUCCAUCCACUUUGAAGCCUACCGGGUGAAGCGCCUGCACGAGAGCAACAGCGCCGUGACCAACGGCGUCGAGGACCAGGAGCCGGCAGCCCAGGAGAUGUAGACGCCGCCAGGACCCAGCCCCCGUCUUCCUGUCACCCCAGCCCACCCACUCGCCCCAUUUUAUUUUAUAUCAUUUUCUCCAUCUGUCGUUCUCCGCCCCUUUCCACGCUGCCGAGUAACAAGAUAACGAGUGCCCCCCUCCCCCAAGUAUGUCCGUUAGUGGCCCGCUGAUGGCGGGGCCUGGAGUGGAGGCUGGCGCCCUGGCCGUCCCGAGGUCCUGGAGAGGCUGGACCAUGGCCGGGAGGGACGGGAGCAGAUCCGCUGAAUCAGUGCCGACCUUGACUCCUGGCCCAGCUCUGGGGGCCAGAGGAGCAGCCUCCUGCUCGGGGUCCCGCCACCCCACUCUCUCAGCCCCUGGAGCAUGGUGGGUUGUGCCCAGGGGAUGACGGAGCCAGUCUGGCGGACCAGGAGUCCCUUCCUGCCCUCGCCACUCCACAUGGCGUGGGCUGUAACUCAGAGAAUCCCCCCUUGACCCCAUCAAGGGGAGAAAAGUUAAUUCCAGGAGACACGAGUUGCCAAUUGCUUAGAUGGGGCGAGGCCAUUGGCUGCUGCCCGCCCACCCGCCUGCAGGCCUGCCCUGGAAACAGAAAGUGCCUUUAUCUCAGCCGUCCACGCAAGCCCCCAGACUCUCCCCAGCUGUCCCCUCAAACGGGAAAUGGGGAAAGGUUGGAAAGGGGGGGUGUCUUCAUCUCCCCGUUGUCCCCAUCUCACUGUGAUUUGAUUGAGGAUUCAAAGGAAAAGAUCCACCCCGCACCCCCCUCCCCCUGGUUUUUGGGAAGGUCUGAGCAAGUGAGUCUGGAGGAGCUGAGUGAGGGUGUGAUGGCAGGUGCAUUGGAGGAAGGGGGCCGUGUGGACUGUGGCUGGGGUGUUCUGAGUGGUCUUGGUGCCUGCCUCACCCUGCCCCGUAUGACUGGGGAAGCGUGUAUGUUUGUGUGUCUCUCUGUUUAUAGACACCUAGCCAGCCACCCCAGAUGCCCACGCAGCCCUCCUGGCCUGGCCCUUGCUGGCACUGAGCCUGACUUUCUGUUGCACUAAAUGUGCCUGGGUCCCUGAACCCCAGGGCCCAUUGUAAAGACCCCUAAAGAUGGAGGGCAGGAGUCAGGUUGUAUCACCCACAGCUGGCUACAGAGCCGGAUUUCCUAUCAGCACAGCCCGCUGGUCUCGUGCUCCCUCGCUGGCCUCUUGCACCAGCAGGGACCACCUGAGCCAAGCACAGCGGACCACAGGUGCUUCCUCCUUCCUCCUGGAGAGGGAGGGGUCUGGCUCAGGCCCAGGAGGUAGCACAGGUGAGGUGCAUGUCCGUCUGCAGACCCCAGGUGUCCUCCUUUUCAGCUGAUGAGAAGAACAGUGUGAGAACUUGGGUCCAAACAGACCUGGGGCUGCAGGUGUGUGCUGGUGUGUGCACCUGCGUGCACAUGACAUCACGUGGCACAUUUGCUCCCCACCUACGAGAGGAAGGACCCCUUAGCAAAACAGUUUACUUGCCGACUUGCCAUGUUUUUGCCAAAACCAUGAUUCUGAAGGACAUGUCCCCCUCCAGCGUUGGGCCAGGACAUGGGGCAGCCUUCCGGGUGGGGUGGCCCUGCCAGCCUCCGUGCUCUUGGGGGCUCCGCAGCGUCCGGCCCCGGGACGCCUUCGCUUUCCUUCUCUGUAGCCAGAUUUUGAAAAAUUGUUAGUUUCACUGGGAUCUGUUCCACAGUGGCCUUUUGCUAUGUGCCUCCUGAGAAAUUCGUCUCUUUUUGUAUAAAUAACAAAGUGUUGAAAGUGUAUUUCCUGAAAUAAAUGUUCCAAAGCAAA
Hipposideros armiger (great roundleaf bat) is the source of this 3833-nucleotide messenger RNA. It is a transcript of the gene SEPTIN9, whose product is annotated as septin 9. The record is from RefSeq and is a predicted model, not a curated record. Lineage: Eukaryota; Metazoa; Chordata; Mammalia; Chiroptera; Hipposideridae. The coding region runs from base 331 to 2037 and encodes 568 amino acids. Gene Ontology annotation, molecular function: GTP binding. The transcript is spliced from 11 exons.